Pseudomyrmex gracilis is the source of this 1355-nucleotide messenger RNA. RefSeq names its product ADP-ribosylation factor-like protein 2-binding protein. Gene Ontology annotation, cellular component: mitochondrial intermembrane space. Bases 165 to 659 code for a protein of 164 amino acids. Gene Ontology annotation, biological process: positive regulation of tyrosine phosphorylation of STAT protein; maintenance of protein location in nucleus. The record is from RefSeq and is a predicted model, not a curated record. The transcript has 6 exons. Lineage: Eukaryota; Metazoa; Arthropoda; Insecta; Hymenoptera; Formicidae.
CUGACGUAUGGACUACCCGAGUAGGUCCACAGAGCUAUAAUUGCAAAGAAGAAAAAGAAUAAUCUGUUAAAACUGAUCUACAGUCAAGACUAUUUUUUUACUCUAUAAACUGUAGUGUUUUAUAUAAAAGUGCCUUAUAUAAUUAUUCAAAUAAAGAAGAAAGCAUGGAUGAGCUGAAUUUAUCAAGUCUAGAGAUCGAAAACCAAACUUCUAAGAGUGAAGAAGAUUAUUUAUUUGACAAAGUGAUUGGACAUAUUGAAGAUUUGUUAUUAGAAGAAGGCUUUCAAGCCCUUCAGCAUAAAUUUUUAGAAAAAUACUGGGAUGUCUUUGAACCAGUAGAAGAUAACAAAUUAAUUUAUACUAAUAUAUUUAAUGAAUAUACUAAAGCUGUAGAGGUAUAUAUUGUAGAUUAUCUCAAGAAUGUCAUGCCACAAUUCACUAUAGAUAUUCUUUUACAUCAGUUAAAGAAAAAACAGGCAGAACUGGAAGGUGAAGUCUUUGAAGUACUGUCAACGAUAACUGAUUUUUUGGCUUUCAAAGAAAUGGUCCUUGAUUACAGAGCAGUAAAAGAAGGUAAAAUUGAUGAUCUCAGCUGUGGAAUAUCAGUGACAUCUUUGAAAUCUAGUAUAGAAAACAGUACAUACCAAGAUAAUAUGUAAUUAUUAGCCAAAAUAUGCCUUUAGACAAAGAAUAGGAUACUAACAUAUACAUAUACAUAUACAUAUAUAUUAUAUAUGUAUACAUAUGCAGGAUGAUUCAUAACAACCCAUUAUCCUUGAAAAUACACAUUCUUGACUAAAUUCUAAGACAAUUUUUUAUUUGACAAAAUUUUUGCUGAAACUUACUUUUUAAGUUGUUAAUUAAAAUAGGUGACUUAUCACGAGUCGGAUACAAGAGGUAGGCAGGAGUGGUGCAACUUAUCGUGAUUGACAGUGAUUUAUGUAAUGCAUGGAUUAAAUGAUACAAAUUACGAAUAAAUAAAUAAAUAAGUGAGAAAAAAAGAGACAGAGAGAGAUGCAGAAACUGUAGCGAUCAGCUGAUCGCGUCAGGCACCACACGUAAUCGCCCGCAUCUGGCAGUAAGUUGCGCUACCUCUGCCUACCUCUUGUAUCUCUUAUAUAUACAUAUAUAUGUACAAAGGACUGCAUCAUAUCGUGCGUUCCAGGUGAAGUAUUUCUCAUAUGUCUCGCCAACCACCCGAGAUUGAAGGAGAAUGGCGCGGCAGUAGAAGAAAUUUCCGAGAAAUACUACCUCUCAAACCCCACGAUAUGGCGCACCCCUCUGUAUAUAUAAAUGUGUAUAAAUAUAUAUAUAUGUGUAUAUGUAUAAAUACACACACGCACACACACAAUACA